AUGUCGUACCCUACUUUACAUCUUCGCGCAGAGCCGCUCGAGCACCGCUCAGCGCUGACUCCCACCACGGCCAAGGCCCUGAUGGAUGAGGGCUACCCUGUCAACAUCGAGCGCAGCAGUCUGAGCAUCUUCCCCGACUCGGAGUUCGAGAAGGUUGGCGCCAACAUGGUGCCCGAGGGCAGCUGGACCGAAGCCCCUACCGAACACAUCAUCGUGGGCCUCAAGGAGCUCCNNCCUGAAGAGACAUUCCCCCUCAAGCACACACACGUCCAGUUCGCACACUGCUACAAGAACCAAGGCGGCUGGGAAGAGGUGCUCGCUCGUUUCCCUCGUGGCGGCGGUACGCUGUACGACCUCGAGUUCUUGCAAGAUGAGCAAGGACGUCGUGUAGCAGCUUUCGGCUUCCACGCUGGAUUUGCUGGCGCUGCAUUGGCUGUCCAGGCUUGGGCUCACCAGCUGGUCGAGGGCGCUGGCAAGCCUCUGGAAGGUGUCAAGCCUUUUGCCAACGAAGGUUUGCUGGUUGCCGACGUCAAGAAGAGCUUGGAAAAGGGCGAGCAGAAGGUCGGCCGCAAGCCUAGAGCUUUGGUCAUGGGCGCCUUGGGUCGCUGCGGCAGAGGCGCCGUUGACCUGCUACAAAAGGUCGGCGUGCCCGAGGAGAACAUUGUCAAGUGGGACAUGGCAGAGACACAGAACCGUCCUGGUCCUUACCCCGAGAUCCUCGACAGCGACAUCUUUGUCAACUGCAUUUACCUCUCGCAACCCAUCCCUCCCUUCAUCGAGCCCGCUCAGCUCAACUCGGAACAGCGCAAGCUCAGCGUUGUCUGCGAUGUCAGCUGCGACACAACGAACCCCCACAACCCCAUUCCCAUUUACGACAUCAACACGACCUUCGACAAGCCCACCGUCCCUGUCAAUGUCACCACCGGCCCGCCGCUCUGCGUCAUCUCGAUCGACCACUUGCCCUCGCUGCUCCCUCGUGAGGCCUCGGAAGCGUUCAGCGAUGCUCUGUUGCCCAGUCUGAGAACACUCAAGGACAGAAAGAGCGAGAGAGUAUGGCAGGAGGCCGAAAAGUUGUUCGACGACAAGGUCAAGACUCUGCCUCAGGAAAAGCUGCAGGUCUAG
Molecule: messenger RNA, 1122 nt
Organism: Aureobasidium uvarum
Lineage: Eukaryota; Fungi; Ascomycota; Dothideomycetes; Dothideales; Saccotheciaceae
Source: the annotation of a GenBank genome assembly